ACGUUUCUCAAUAUAACGAGAUACUAAGUCAUAUUUAUGAGGUUUUCUAUUAUUAUGACUUACAGAAUCAUAUUUUUCUAAAUUUUGGCGGAAACGGCUUCCAUACUUUUGGAAGAGAACGCAGUUUAGUAUUGGCUUUGGCAAGAAAACUUUUGCAAGAACAAUUUUGCAAGAAAACGCAAACUAUCUCUGUGGAACGCAAGACUUUUACGAUGCAGGUUUCUCGUUGAGACUUUUGCAAGGGAACGCUACGUUCACUCAGUAAAGCACUGAAAAACAUUGUUUUUAAUACAAUGCUUGAUAUUAAAAGGAAACGCAGUGUAAUUGACAGGUUUAAAAAGAGAAUGUGGACCUGUGAUUGGUCCAGCGCGCGACACAUCAGAUGGGCGUGACCUCAGGUGUGGACUCUCUGGCUCUCUCCGCAGCCGGACGGGAGAUCGCUCGCUGUUGUUGGGUUUGUCCGUAGGUGCGAGCAGAACAAUUGAGAGCAGCGAUGACUGCCGAACCGAUCCGCUCGGCUCUGGGUACCGUCUCCUCGGAGGACACCUCUCUGGUGCUGCCCUCUGACACAAAACAGCGGACGGGGCAGCAGCGCGUGCUGGAGCAGGUGAACAGCAUCAAGAGAAGCAAGUCGAAGAUAGUCAAGAAUGACUCCAUUCCGUCGCCAACAACUCCGGCAUCGGCGACAGAAUACAGUGAGCCGAAAUUCCAGUUCUCACCAACAAAACUGAACGACACACUCUUCAAAUUUAGCAGCCUCAACAUGACAAGCAGCAAGAGCAGAACGACUGGUCGCAGCUUGUCAGUGCGCAACACCAUGAGAAGACAAACCCCGAGCAGCCAGUGGGAGUCUCAGAUGAACUGGAAUGCACAGUCUCCGCCUAAUGGGAUGAGACGUGGUGGCAGUGACCCAGCUUUGAAUAAGGCAGCCGGCACAAAUUCCCAGCAGUCCAGGUCUUCAACUGUGCGAUAUAACCGAGCGACUGGACAAUCCAUGAGACUCCUGGAGAAUAACCUGCCUGCCAGCACCAGCCAAUCACAGACUGGUCGCAGCUUGUCAGUGCGCAACACAGUGAGAAGACAAACCCUGAGCAGCCAGUGGGAGUCUCAGAUGAACUGGAAUGCACAGUCUCAGUCCAACGGGAUGAGACGUGGUGUCAGCGAUCCAGCCUUGAAUAAGGCAGGCGGCACAGUUACCCAGCAGUCCAGGUCUUCAACUGUGCGAUAUAACCGAGCGACUGGACAAUCCAUGAGAUUCCUGGAGAAUAACCUGCCUGCCAGCACCAGCCAAUCACAGGUCGCAAGCAUCAAACCUCCCCUCAGCCAAUCACAGACAAUUACGAAAGUCACCACUACCAAGAACAAAUCAGAAGCGCUGGGUUCGAGUGGUGGCGAUGGAUCUGUUCCUAACAUCACUCUGCAGGAGGCAGUGGAGUAUCUGUCACACUCAGACAUCAGCCAUCAGCUGUGUGGAGCUUCAUUCAUACAGCACCACACCUUCACUGACGACAGAGCCAAGCAAAAGGUUAGUAGUUUGGGUGGGAUUCCUGCUCUUGUUCAGCUGCUGAAAUGUGACAAUCCACAGCUGCAACAGAUCACUGCCGCUGCCCUGCGAAACAUAGUUUUUAAAGACAACAAUAACAAGCUUGAGGUGGAAAGUUUUGAAGGAAUAGAGGCCAUUCUGACCUUGCUCAGAAACACCAACAUUAUAGAAACACAGAAACAUCUCACUGGUCUGUUGUGGAAUCUAUCCUCGGCUGAUAAGCUGAAGCCAAAGCUGAUCAGGAACGCCAUGCCGCUGCUUACAGAACGCGUUGUGGUGCCUUACAACUUUUGGACUGAUAGCAGCACCAACAAACCCACUGACCCUGAGGUCUUCUACAACACCACUAACUGUUUAAGAAACCUCAGCUGUGCUAGCGAGAAGGAGAGGAUAUCGAUGAGGAGCUGCCCAAGACUUAUCGACUCUCUCAUGUCUUACGUUCAGACUCGGGUGGAAAGAGUCGAUCCAGAUGACAAGUCGGUGGAAAACUGUGUCUGCAUACUUCAUAACUUGAGUUAUCAGCUAGAGAAAGAGGCUCAAGAUCACUUCAAACUGUUCUCUUUUCCUGAUGAGAAACCGAAUGAGAACACUAACAAAAAGAGCCUCUUCAGCCCCAAGAGCACCAAGACCCAGAAGGAGUUCAACUUUCCAGCCAUGGAAAAGAAAGAUCCUAAAGGAGUGGAUUGGUUGUACAACCAAAAGUCGCUGCAGAUGUAUCUGUCUCUGCUGUGCUUAAGUGAGAAUGAGGCCACUCUGGAGGCCUGCUGUGGAGCCCUGCAGAACCUGACCGCUUCAAAGAGCCAUUUGUCCACUCUGAUGAAUCAAAGCAUCAUAGAGAAGCUGCAAGGCCUGUCUGUCAUUUCACCCCUGCUGAUAUCACAAAACCUAGGCCUGCAGAAGACCGCCGUGUCCUUGGUGGGCAACAUGUCCCGGGUGUCAUCUCUACGGGGUACUAUGGCCAAGCAAAUUCUUCCCAAUGUCAGUGCUCUUCUGUCGUCUGUGACUCCGAACAUGGUUCGGUCUGACAGCACCAUCGCUACAGCGUGCCGUGUGAUGAACACACUCAUGCUGGCAGACCCCGACACUGCCAAGAAGGUGAUCGACACCAAACUCGUCGACUCUCUGAGCAUGCUGAGCUCAAAUACAUCAUUUGACGCAGCCAAAGUAGCUGCUGCAGUUCUUCUGAGGAGUAUGUGGGGACAAAAAGACAUCCAGAAUGUGCUGAAAAAGCAAGGGAUGAACAAGGACAAGUUUGUAAAUACAUCCACUACUACAGCAUACAAAGAAGCAACACGCAUGGAUGGACACUGAGAGAUGUGCACUUUUGCAGUGCUGCAGGAAGCCACAGAGUUUCCGAGAACUGUCCUGUGCUUUCAUACAUUGCAGGACAUUAUGGGUAUAUGCAGUACAUAUUGUAGAUUUAAUGGGAUUCCUGCAAUUUCUUUGCCUAUUAUAAAUGUGUAACAAAUUUGACUAUUACACUCUUACUGUUAUUUCCAACCCAAUGUUAUUCUUCUGAGGGCUAAAAUGGCACACAAAAAAAAGACCCUUAAAGUAUGAUAAACAGUUUGUGUGAUGCUAUAUUCAAGAUGAUUUGUGUGAAGAACAGACCAAGAACUGACCAAAAGUAAAUAUCCUUCCAGAUAUCUUCAGUACAGUCGUUCCCAAAUCUGUGACUCCGACUGAUUUGUUCAUGGUCUGAAAUUUGCACACAAGUCAUUUGGAUGGCUUUUAUGAUAUUUUAAUGGCGCUUUUCAACCGUUUUUAAACUUGACAUCCACUGAUGGAGGAAUAAUCAAUCCCUGUUUCUGGUAUGAAUGGUGAUGCAGCUGCUGUACUGCUAGUACAGGCCUGUUUAGGGCCUAAUACACAUCUACUAUUGGGAAAGAGUUUGUACACUUAUACUUAACAAACUUGCACUACUGGUCCACUCUUCCUCUGCUGCUUUCCUUCCUCUGUCCUCCUGUGAUGUAUAUUGGGGAUCAUAAUACAUGUUGGAUAAAGCUUUUGCAUUUUGGUGCAAUGAGGCCUGAAUAGUUGUCGGUUUCUAAACAUGCUCUUACGUCGCAGGUGUUUCGAUGUGAUUGAAAUAAUGUCUGUUGUUGUAUUAAUGUUGAAAAAAAAAAACAUUGCAACAAUGUUAAUACUAAUUAAAAGUAAGUUGGAUGAAAAGUAAGAUGUAAAAAAAAAUGUGUGAUUCAUCAUUGAAAUGCCAGUUAGAUUGGAGCUUGAUGAACUUUCGGUUGCAUUCGCAGCUCUGGAUGUUUUACCUUAAGGGGACUGAAUGCUGUGUUAAAUUCAGUUCUCACCUACUGAAGAAUCAGAACCACCUUAAACUUUUUUGUUUCUGUUUUACUUUGUUAGCCACACAUAAUUCUACUGUAAAUACAUUAUACUACAAAGACUAAGCACAGUUGAAAGGUAUAUAUGCAACUUUAGAUGUGUCUUAUGUUCCUUCUUGGCAGUGUAAAGAUGUUUCUGGCCUUUUGGGUAUGGUUGCAUUUUAGUAGAGUUAAUGCUAGAUGCAUUCACUUGAAAUGGGUAAUAAUUUUUCUGAAUUAUAAUGAAUAAAAUAAUAUUUUUGUUAGUCUGACUGCUGCUUAGUGGUAAAUGCAAAAUAAUUUGUUUUCUAGAUAUACAGUUAUAUAAUAUUUUGAUUGACAUCCUUUUUAUAAACCAAACUUGCUUUUUCUGUGUGCUGUUUGCUAAAUGUGUGGGAUAUUUAAUUUUUGUGAGGAUUAUUUUUUUUACUUUUGUUUGGCUGGAAUGUGUUUAAAUGUGUCUUCUUGAGGGUAAAUGUAUUUUUUUCCCCACCCAUUUUAUUAUGUUGUCAAAAUGCAAAAAAAAAAAAAA
Molecule: messenger RNA, 4396 nt
Organism: Carassius auratus (goldfish)
Lineage: Eukaryota; Metazoa; Chordata; Actinopteri; Cypriniformes; Cyprinidae
Gene: pkp1a
Product: plakophilin 1a
Exons: 15
Coding region: 494-2854 (786 amino acids)
Biological process (GO): cell-cell adhesion
Cellular component (GO): plasma membrane; nucleus; adherens junction
Molecular function (GO): protein binding
Source: RefSeq, a predicted model, not a curated record